AUGUCCCCCUCCCGCGAUCGGCGCAUCGGGCUGAUUGCAUCUGGGCAGCUGAAUGUCCGACCCUGCGUCUGCAGCAGCAGGGCUCGAACUCCAAGUGCUACAAUUGUGGCCGCUUUGGACACUUUGCGCGCAACUGCCCGAGCGCCGCUGCCGGAGGCUUCGCCUCUCGCGCGCCGCCCCCGGGCCGCGGGCUGAACACGUCUGCCCUGCCCCCUGUCAAGUGCUAUCGUUGCGGUGGUCCGAACCAUAUGGCGAGGUGCGUUCCUUCCCACUUGUUCCGAUGAAUGCAUUGCUGAGCCUUCCUGCAGGGACUGCCUUGCCGCAGCCGGUACCACAUUUGAGACUGCGCCCACUGGUCCUGCUCUAAACAGGAACAAGACUUGCUACAAGGUAUGUUACCCACCUUGAAGCCUGCGCUAUCCCGAACUAACAAAUGCUCGCUUAGUGCCACCAAGAGGGACACGUAAGUUACACUGC
This is a messenger RNA of Schizophyllum commune H4-8, 477 nucleotides long. RefSeq lists its product as uncharacterized. The transcript is spliced from 2 exons. NCBI's taxonomy places the organism in Eukaryota, Fungi, Basidiomycota, Agaricomycetes, Agaricales, Schizophyllaceae. The record is from RefSeq and is a predicted model, not a curated record. The coding region runs from base 53 to 367 and encodes 104 amino acids.